AUGAAAAUUUUGAGUGAUUUUUGGCAUCUUUCUAGUAGUGCCUCUGAAAAUUUGGAAAGAACUCAAACUGAUUUCAAUGUGAAUAAAAAAUCGAAAAAUCUAGACUCUGGCUCUGAAGUCAUGGCAAAAAUAUUCAAAGAAGCAGAAGCACAAAAUGAUGCUAUAAAAUUUGUAUACGAGAUUGAAAUAGAUCAAGAUAUUCUUGAUGCUGUUUCUUUAACUAAACAUGAGUUAAAUAAUAAUGAUUUAAAAACAAUUGAGAAUAAAUUUCAUCAACUUGCCCAUGCAUUUAUCAUGCCACUUGAGUCAGGUUCUGGCUAUUAUUGGGAAGAUAGAAAAAACCAAAGCUCCAAUUAUCUAAAAGAAUAA
Molecule: messenger RNA, 369 nt
Organism: Racocetra fulgida
Lineage: Eukaryota; Fungi; Glomeromycota; Glomeromycetes; Diversisporales; Gigasporaceae
Source: the annotation of a GenBank genome assembly